Miscanthus lutarioriparius is the source of this 276-nucleotide messenger RNA. The record is from the annotation of a GenBank genome assembly. Lineage: Eukaryota; Viridiplantae; Streptophyta; Magnoliopsida; Poales; Poaceae.
AUGGCACUCAUCAUCAAGACCACAAUCAUCGCUGUUUUCUUGGUUCUUGGAGUCAUAUCUUCCACAUCCAUAGGUUACGUUGGUGCAAUCGGCACGGAGGACACCCCUGCUCCCAAGCCAAAACCAGGGAUGCCGUGCUUCCACGCCGGAGGCUCACAGUACCCGUGUAAUGCGGAUGGGUGCUGCAGGUUAUGCGAGCACGAACACCACAGGAGCGAUAAGGCCUACUGUAAAAGUGUUGGGCCUCCAGGGGAGUGCUGCUGCCCAAAUGAAUAG